UGUUAUUUGACGGGGCCAUUCAUGCACGAGUCAGAAUUCGAAACCUGGCAGACAGACGCAACCCACCCAUCUUGGCCUGUAGAUCCCAUGCAGCUACAGCGCAUUCCCUCACCAUAUCAAUUUCCCUUGCUAUUCUCGGCGAGCCCUACGCCUACCGGCCAUAACGGUUGGUUUAUCUAUGCUAAGCCGAAUAAGCGCUUACGUAUGUCUUCAUUUUUUCGGCAUGACCCCUUCGGGUCGAUCAAGUCAUUGCAAGAGCCGGGCUCCGCGGGGGACCGGUCAACAAACUAAUGGAAAAGCUCUGGGGCUCCAUGAUACCCUGACGAUCUAAGCCUAUUGUAUAGCUUGCCAGGUCAUUGCUUGAAUAAGAUGGAGUGCGGACCCAGAGGGUCUUUCAUCCUCCAGGGCAAUUUUUCACGCGAUGACUGAAUCCCAAAAUAUGUCCUACAGAAACUUAUCCAGUUUAGACGUCUCGGAUAGGACAGGUCUCCCCGACUUCGAGUUACACAAUGUGCCUGUGGCACCGCCAUAUACAGCCACUGCAUCGGCCCCUGCAGCUGCAGGAGCAGCAGAAACAGCACAGAAAGCAACUGUUGCAAAAGGCGCCGGAGGACCGUGGUAUGACCCGCGCUCAUGGUCAGUGUUAACGAAAUCCCUCGUCGCCGGGGGUCUGGUGGUUAUCAUUGUUGCGCUCGUCGUGGGCAUCUAUGAGGGCACGAAACCAUCCUCAUACCCCGACUACUCUGCCCUGAGCUAUAAGCUCGCAGACACAUACUCGGGCUCUUCAUUCUUUGAUGAGUUCGAAUACUACACAGCCACCGACACAACAGACGGAUUCGUAGACUACGUCGACAGCACCACCGCCUCAUCAAUGAACCUAACCUACGCCUCCAGCUCCCGCGCCGUCCUGCGCGUCGACACCAGCACCUCCAACCAAACCAGCGGCCGGAAAUCCGUGCGCAUCACCUCCAAGAAAACCUACAACGACGGGCUCUUCAUCUUCGACAUCACCCACACGCCCUACGGAUGCGCUACCUGGCCCGCCCUCUGGCUCACCGACCCAUCCAACUGGCCCGAACACGGCGAAAUCGACGUGCUAGAAUCCAACAACAAAGCCACCCACGGCAACGCCAUGACCCUCCACACCUCAAGCGGAUGCAAAAUGAACGUGAAACGGAAAGAGACCGGCACAGCCAAAUACACCAACUGCCUUAACACCGCCAACGACAACGCCGGUUGCAGCGUAACAGGCGCAAAAGCAACCUACGGCGAGAAAUUCAAUACUAACGGUGGCGGCAUAUACGCCAUGGAACUCCGCCCCGCCGGCAUCCGCGUGUGGAUGUUCUCCCGCGACUCCAUCCCCAACGACAUCUCAAACAGCAGCAACACUCCCGACCCAUCGAGCUGGGGCGAAGCACUCGCCGACUUCCCCAACACGAACUGCGACAUCAGCUCGCAUUUCAAGAACCAGAGUAUUAUCGUCAAUAUUGAUAUCUGUGGUGAUUUGGCGGGUGCGAGCACUUACUACACGGAUCUGUAUGAUUGUCCGUCGACAUGCACGAAGUGGGCGGCGGAGAACGGGGCCAACUUUACCAAUGCGUAUUGGGAGUUUAAGAGCUUUAAGGUUUAUCAGACGAGUAGUAGUGGGAAUAGUUCGAGUGCUAGUACUAGUACGGUGGCCGGGGCGUCGUCGACGGCGGGGUGGUAUGGGAGUGCGACGAGUUCUGCUACGACGACGGCGGAUGGGGCGGGGAGUACGACGGGUCAGGACGGAGGGGAGGGAAGUCAGAGUGGUGGGCAGGAUGGGCAGACGGGGAGUCAGGGGGGUGGAGGGCAGGAGGGAGGGAGUAGUAGUAGUGGAAGUCAGAAGGAGCAGGGGGGUCAGGGAGGGUAUUAA
This is a messenger RNA of Aspergillus neoniger CBS 115656, 1897 nucleotides long. RefSeq names its product glycoside hydrolase family 16 protein. The record is from RefSeq and is a predicted model, not a curated record. Lineage: Eukaryota; Fungi; Ascomycota; Eurotiomycetes; Eurotiales; Aspergillaceae. Gene Ontology annotation, molecular function: hydrolase activity, hydrolyzing O-glycosyl compounds. Gene Ontology annotation, biological process: glucan catabolic process. Bases 422 to 1897 code for a protein of 491 amino acids. The transcript is spliced from 4 exons.